AUGUCCAGCAAACAUACCUACGGCCAGAACCGCAACUUCCCAUCCCAGUCCUCCCAGGAACCAACCAUGUUGCUGUGGCUGAGUCUGCUGCUCUGCAGUGGGGCCUGCUGGGCUGAGCAUAUAUACGGGGCUUGCAUAGGGCAGAAUUUCAACAGCUCGGUGAACAACGAUUCUGACAUUAGCAACAUCCAGGUGUCUUUCGGCACUUUUGGCAUCAUGAAGGGCAUUAGGCUGAAGUUCGGAGACGUCUGGGGUUCCUGGUAUGGUAUGAAUGGAGGCUCGUACGAGGAGGCUGAUCUGAGGUCCAAUGAGCACAUCGUGGCUGUCUCUGGCUCCAGGAGAGUGUACAUUCGCUCCCUGACUUUCUACACCGACCAUGGCCGCAAAUUCUCUUUCGGAACUGAGUCUGGAAUUGGCUUCAUGGCAUACCCGGACAGCCAUGGGAAGGUGCUCACAGGCAUCGUUGGCAAGACGGAGGUCCUGGGUAUCUGUGGCAUUGGCUUCAAAUGGGAUGACCCUGUGGUGCUGCCAACCGAGGCUAUUGACUACAACGGCACAGACACCAAUUUUCCAUAG
Molecule: messenger RNA, 576 nt
Organism: Suncus etruscus (white-toothed pygmy shrew)
Lineage: Eukaryota; Metazoa; Chordata; Mammalia; Eulipotyphla; Soricidae
Product: prostatic spermine-binding protein-like
Exons: 4
Coding region: 1-576 (191 amino acids)
Source: RefSeq, a predicted model, not a curated record